This is a messenger RNA of Talpa occidentalis (Iberian mole), 3795 nucleotides long. It is a transcript of the gene FASTKD5, whose product is annotated as FAST kinase domains 5. Bases 300 to 2648 code for a protein of 782 amino acids. NCBI's taxonomy places the organism in Eukaryota, Metazoa, Chordata, Mammalia, Eulipotyphla, Talpidae. Gene Ontology annotation, biological process: mitochondrial RNA processing; regulation of mitochondrial mRNA stability. The transcript is spliced from 2 exons. Gene Ontology annotation, molecular function: RNA binding. Gene Ontology annotation, cellular component: ribonucleoprotein granule; mitochondrial matrix. The record is from RefSeq and is a predicted model, not a curated record.
UGGACAAUAACAGUGCUUUCCCCACAGCGCCGCCGCGAGAACGCCGUGAGACGCCCUGCCGCCCCCCGCACCGCACUUCACUGUGUAUGCGGAUCGCGUGGGGAUCCGGAGCUCUGCCUCUGUAGGCUUGGGGUGGGCCUGAGUUUCUGCGUGUGUAGCCCGCUCUCUGGGGAGGCUGAUGCGGCCGGUCCGCAGGCCACACUUGGAGCUGCAAGGCCCUAUAGUAUUUUGCCUGGUACCGGGGGCGUGUAUCUGGCACCAAUUCUGGCCCUGUCACUUGUGAUCCAUGGUUCUUGUGAAUGCCGAAGAUUUCCAGGCAGUUUCUGUGGAAUGCCUCCCCGACACCUCUGAUCGAGCACCAUAGAAACAAGAAAUUUCCUGGUCAAACCUGGGAGGACUGUGUUCUGACUGCCACAACGGUCAGUACUGACACCAGAAUGAUGACCACUCUCAAGUUGUUAAAACCUUUAGGAAAUCGAGUGUUUUGCAGUCCUUUAGCCUGCAGUGCAACCCAUAGAGUGGCAUACUGGAAUGUGGGAUGCUGUCCACAGCACAGGGGACAAGAGUCUCCAGAACAUAGUAGCCUGCACCAUCCGGCCAAAACAGUUAAGAACAUUUGUAGUGUCACCUCUUCGCAGGGAAUGCUGACAACCAGCAGUGCCCUCCCGGGUUUGGAAUUCAGCAGGGCUUCUGCCUCUAAGGCCAGCACAUUAAAACCGGGCUCACUCAGGGCCAUCAGAGCUGAUGAAGAGGGCAUAGAAGUUUUUGAUUCCUUUGAAGACCCCCGAGUUUUCCUACAGCUAAGACCAGAAUAUCAGCUUCAUAGCUAUAACAGAUCUGAGGCUUGUCAGCCUCUGUCUGUUUCAGAAGGUGAACUAAUUUUGCACAAAGUCACAGUUUAUCAAGAUAAUCUCCAGCCUGAAACCAUUGCUGAUUAUUUCUGUAAGCUGAGCUCUUUGCCUGCAGAGCAAUGUCCUGUUUUGCUGUCCAAUACCACCUUUGCUCUGCUCUGCCAGCUGAGUAUGAAAAACAUAGAGGUCUUUGAUGUUCCAGAUCUGAUCAGUAUUUUGAAAGCCUUUGUCAGUUUAGGAAUCCCUCACUCCCAUUCAAUGCUAGAUGUGUAUGAAACCAAGUUUUGCCAUAAGGUAUGGGAGAUGAGUCUGGAUCAGCUUCUCUUGGUGGCUGACCUCUGGCGAAACUUGGGCCGCAAAGUACCUCGAUUUUUAGAGAUUUUUUUUAGUUACCUUAAUUUGCACUGGAAAGAUUUAUCCUUGUCUCAGUUGAUUCACUUAAUAUAUAUUAUAGGUGAAAAUCGUCAGGUACCUCAGGACCUAAUGCAGAAACUGGAAUCAUUGGUUCUCAAGUAUAUAGACUUGAUCAAUUUAGAGGAGGUUGGCACAAUCUGUUUGGGGUUCUUUAAAUCAAGUAGUAGCCUCUCUGAAUUUGUCAUGCGGAAAAUUGGAGAUGUGGCUUGUGCUGACAUGCAAUGUCUGAGUAGUUAUGCCUUAGUGAAUAUUCUUAAAAUGUUCCGUUUUACUCAUGUGGAUCACACAGAGUUCAUGAAACAAUUUGGACAGAUUGCUCCUCACCGAGUUCCUUCCCUGGGAGUUCAGGGUGUCAUGCACCUGACCCUUGCCUGUUCAGCCUUACGUUUCCUGCAUGAAGGGGUAAUGAAUGCUGUGGCUGCUUCUUUGCCAUGUAGGGUAGCAUACUGUCGAAGUAAAGAUGUCGCUAAGAUUCUUUGGUCAUUUGGAACUCUGAAUUAUAAGCCACCCAAUGCAGAGGAGUUUUAUACUAGCCUGAUAAAUGAAAUUCACAACAAGUUACCUGAAUUCAACCGAUACCCAGAACACCUGCCUACUUGUCUUCUGGGCCUGGCAUUUUCUGAGUGCUUUCCAUUAGAACUGAUUGAUUUUGCUUUGAGUCCAAGGUUUAUCAGGUUAGCUCAGGAGAGAAGUAAGUUUGAACUCAUUAAGGAGCUGUGUACUCUUGAUGGAACAGUUGGCAUUGAGUGUCCAGAUUACAGAGGCAGCCGUCUUAGUUCUCACCUUCAGAAUGAGGGGUCAGCAAUUUUGUGGAAUUUAGCAAGGAAAGAUAUGAACUCAAAGCCUGAAUUCCUUGAAGCACUCUCUUUACUUGAGACCAUGCUGGGUGGUGCCCAGUAUGUUAAACACCAUAUGAUUUUGCCUCAUACCCGAUCUUCCGACUUAGAGGUCCAGCUUGAUGUUAACAUGAAGCCAUUGCCAUUCAACACAGACACCACACCGACUGAAGAUGGAGCCAAAUUGAGGCUUAAGCAUGUGGGAGUCAGCCUUACAGAUGAUUUGAUGAAUCAGCUACUAAAAGGGAAAUCAAGAGAACGUUUCCAGGUUGGCAGAUUGGGAGCCAUGGAGAUGACUGGCUUCUGCCCCCCAGACUGCAUACAGCACCCACAAGUGAAAUUGGCUAUUCAGCUGACAAACAGGAACCAGUACUGCUAUGGUUCGAGGCAUCUACUUGGACUGCACAAUAUGAAGAGGCGGCAGUUGAAUCGACUAGGAUACCGAGUGGUGGAGUUAGCCUACUGGGAAUGGUUCCCGCUGCUGAAGCGAACUCGCCUAGAAAAGCUGGCAUACCUCCAUGAGAAAGUGUUCACUUCUGCUCUCUGAAGGGCCUUCAGGGGCAUUUAUAAUCGCAAAUGCUGUAGAUGUUUGCUGUACCAGGUAUUAGGACACAAUUAUAAAAGCCAGAAUAUAGGUUUGGUAACAGAGGAGACUUAGUUGUGCAGACUGAAGUUUGUGUAUGUUACAAUGAAUUAAUUAUAGCCUGGCCCACCAGUACAAAUUGCUUAUUUGUGCAGGUAUAUAAUAAACAUCUUUAAAUGUCCUAUGGUCAAGUCCUAUCUUUUUUUGUCUUCUGUGUUUAUGGCCUUAUCUCAUGGUUAUUUUGAAUUUUUAGGGUAAUAGUAUAGUUAGACAUUGUCUAAAGCCUAUUUUUUUUAAAGAUUUAUUUAUUUAUGCAUACAAUAACUGGGGUACAGGCCAGAGGUGAGGGGGGUUGAGAGGAUUCACCAGAGACAGAGUGGCGAGCAGAGCAGGCAGAUUGACUGAAAUACAUUGCUAGGGGAGCAGUGGUCGAGACGGGAGAGGUCUGCUGCUCCAUGUGGGUCACUUCCCUCGGUGGGGAUCGAUCUCGUGCUGCAGUGGCUGUGUAUAGCUUCAUAGUGCUGUGUCUUAACCCCUAGCGCCACCAGGGAGGCCCUAAAGCCAGUUUUUUAAAAGUGGUUUUCAUAUACUUUGUUUCAAAAUAAGAUUUUUUCAUGACUUCACUUACAUUUCAGGAUCUCCUCCCACCUCCAUGUUUUCUUCAUAGCCUCUAAAAUUAAUGUUUUCAUUCUUGUGUAAAUUUGGUUAGUAGUCCUUUGUUGCUGGCUAUUCUUGCUUUAAAGAGCUAUUUUAGAAUCAGUGAACUUAGUAUCUUCCUCUUUGCCCCCCUCGUCUGCUUUUCUACUUCUCUUGCAUAAACUCUACACACCCCCUGCCCUCCCAGGAUAUUUUCAUCCUAAAAUUGGACCUAGAAGAGAAUUAUAUGAAUGCCUGUUGGGUUAGUAUUUCCCAAAUAUGAUGACCAGGCAGAAUAUUUUUCAUGGCAAGUGUCUCAGAUGAAAAAAUGUAUUCCUUUCCAUAAUAGGAAGUCUAGUGGGUUUCAGAUUUGGUUGGUUUUAGAGUCACAGCUAAGAAGAGUAUAUAUAUGUGUGUGUGUGUGUGUGUGUGUGUGUAUGAGUAACUUCAUACAAUUAAUUUUUGUAAACACUUG